AUGAAUGAGACGGAUGUGGAUGGAUAUGCGGAAAACGUCGUUACAAGCGACUCAAUUUUUCGCGUCAUGUCAGUUUCCAAGAAUAUCGCCAUGAGCUCCGCUUUGGUGGUAUCGAAUAUUCCCAAGCAGCCUCAAUACCUGAGGCUGAGUUUGGACACGCCUCUACGCUUGGUACUUCCAGAUUUCACAUUGCCAGAGAGAGACUGGAACGAUGGUGGCAGCGAAAUCACCCUCGGCAUGCUCGCAAGCCACACAUCCGGCACCCCAAGAGAAAGCUACAGUACUGGCUUCAACAUGAUUCUCAGCAGCGGGAAAGCAGACUUGCCAACUAUUGGUGCCGCAUGGGGUAGCGCAACUCCGCAGGACGUGAUUGAUGGAAUGGCAACGACAAAUCUGAUGUUCGCACCGGGACAGCGAGCUGCAUAUUCGAACGUUGGCAUCUCGCUGCUUGCAUCUUCAGUUACGGCUUACUUUAACAACGUCAGCAAUACCGAUCUAUCCUGGAGCCAAAUCACAACAGAACAGGUCCUGCAACCACUCAACAUGACACACACUUUCUUUGGCCCCGUUCCGCAAACCCUGCAAUCUUUCAUUGGCAUACCUGGCGGCGAGAACUGGGCUAACCUCCUCAUCGGCGAGGGCUAUAACCCUGCCGCCGGCAUGUGGAGUUCAGCAAACGACCUAGCAAACUACCUCUACGGCCUCUGGCUCUCUCCAUCUCCCGAGCUUAUAACGAAGUACCAGCGCCGGCGCUCGUUGAAGCCCGUAGCCGGUCUACCAGACGGCCGACAACAAACCGGACCAGGUUGGGAAAUUAACCUCAUCACCCUGCAAACCAGUACCAACGCCUCCCUCGACUCCGCGAAAACAUACAGCAUCUUCGGUAAGUCCGGCGACGGAGGCGGGUGGCAUUCCUGGAUCGACGUACUCCCAAACCUGGGCUAUGGCAUCGUUGUCCUUACGCAGGAAGCUACCAUCGAAGGAUACACAGGUCUUUCACCAACAGCGAUUCGCGACAUUGUGCAUGAGAUCCUCGCGCCGGCUUUCGCUGAAGCACUAGCUGCGCGCUCGGCCGAGCGCUUUGCUGGGAUGUAUACGAUGGGUCAGGAUACAGGACUUCUCACUGAUGUCGUGGAUACCACUGCUGUGAACACUAUCACCUAUGCGACGCUCGAAGUUGAAGAUCAAAUCCUUUAUCUGCGCUCGCUCGUCGUGAACGGCACUAGUGCAUUGGAAUCCAUCGACCGUCUGGGUUGGAAUGGCGAUACAGGUCUAAGACUUCUUUCGACCCCACAAGGCGCCAUGUUGGAGCCCGCUGAGGGUGCGGCUGAGAACGCGGAGUUUGGCGAGGGAGCGCAAGUGUGGCGGUUGAUAUUCCCGGGAUUGAAGACGUGUGAUUGGUUUGAUUAUGAUGGGUACAAAGAUAGCAAAGGGUGGCCGUUGAGUAAGGUUGUGAUGAUUGAGAAGGAUGGAAAGGUCGAGUUGAGAUACCCGCCAUUUGACAUUGUCGUUAGCCGGACGUGA
Parastagonospora nodorum SN15 is the source of this 1524-nucleotide messenger RNA. RefSeq lists its product as hypothetical. The transcript has a single exon. Bases 1 to 1524 code for a protein of 507 amino acids. NCBI's taxonomy places the organism in Eukaryota, Fungi, Ascomycota, Dothideomycetes, Pleosporales, Phaeosphaeriaceae. The record is from RefSeq and is a predicted model, not a curated record.